AUCACAGUCAAUUUUAUUCGGCGUUACUAAAGUGAUUUGCUCAAAGAAUGGAAGCCGAAGAAAACUCUGAACAGUAUUGUUUUGGUUUUAACCUUUUCGAUGAGGACGACCCCGAGGACAGUGGACUACAUCCCUCGCUAUUCGAUGUGUUUGAAGAUGAAAAGCCGCAACAAGUUGUAGCCAAAAAUGUGUAUCAGCCAGUGAAUGAGGGAACCGAGUUGCAUCGAGUUAUCAAAAGUGGGAACAAAUCGAGGAUAGAAGCUGUUCUAGAUGUGUAUUUGAAAGAUUUCGAUACAGUUCGUGAAUAUCUUGUUCGGAAAUAUGACAUCGAUAGCAGCGAUAAGAUAUGGUUUAGGAAGACAGUUCUUAUAGCUUCAACCGAAGAGCAAUGCCUCGAAGCGAAAAAUUUCGAGAAGAAAUGUAAGUCUAGCUCUGAUGUUGGCCAGGCGAUUUUAGUUCUUUUGAAAUGUGCAAUUGACGAAGACCGUGUUGCAGUGCUGCAACCAGAUAAAGACAAUCAAUUGGAAGCGUGUCGCAUAAUCACUUCACUUAUUCCUAAUGGGCUCCUAUCGUGGAAUUAUCCGGUCUUCAAAGAACGCUCAGAAACAUUCAUUGAAGCUGCAGCGGCUUGUGGAAAUCACGCCUUGAUCCAAAAACUUUACGAAUUGGGUGCCGAACUAUCUAUUCCUGAUCACAAUCCGCUACUAGCUGCUAUACGGAAAAAUCGAAGGGAUACUGUAAAGUGGUUGUUGACAGAGCAUUUCGAUCAUUUCGAUUGCACAGCCAGAGAUUCUUAUCAAUAUAAUGCUUUGAUUGUGGCCAUGCAGAUGCGAAAUCUGGAAAUAAUGAAACUAUGUUUCGAAAAAAUGCUUGCUUACCGGCGGAAGUACUUCAACGAGACAGAUACAGAAGCAUUCAACAACAUAUUUAAAAUGGAGAAUGAGGAAUGGACAUAUUCAUCGAUAUUCUCUUACCUGGGAAAUCGUUCAAAUGGCCGUGAAUUGAUUGAUCAGUGGAUUGUCGAAUAUAAACUGGAUUUGUCGUACAAGUGGCAAGGAGUCACUCACCUAGGAAGUCUGAUCAGCGGUCAACGAGCAUUGGAAUACUGUUGGAAUGGGAUCCGAUCAAAUCCAGACCUAUUGGGGCUAAAUGUUCACGGAUCAGAAUCAGAAACGAUUGUUCACUUACUCGUGGAAAAGGGGCAUCUUGAAUUUUUGAGUGAGAUGUACGAAUGUCAUCCCCACGUUAAGCAGUAUUUUGAAACCGAUCGAGUAUGGCAGGUUUCGGGCCAAGCUAUUAGAGAUCAUCAACACGAACGUAUUCAGUUUGUAAUGGAUCACCAUUCCAAGUUCCUGAAAGAAAAUCUGGAAAAACUUAAAGAAAACGUACUCUUUUGUGAUUACUACGAUAAAAAUUUCUAUCGGCAGCAUGGCGACAUAAUUGUAAAAUUUUUCCCCGAAUACACAGAAGAAAUCGAAAAACUUAAGAAUAAAAAACCCGAAUGCCAUAGAUGGAAUGACGAUUUGGAUAAUGCAUUUACGGAUCAUGGUAUAGAAUGCACUACAUCGGGCAUAAAAUUAUCAAACCCAAUAGAACAAUCAUACGAUGUGAAAGGAUCCAGAGGAGAAUCACUCAUACAUCUAGCUAUUCAGAAGAAUGAUAAAGAUCUUCUCAUCCGACUACUUGAAGCUGGUUGUGAUUUUGACGCCCUGGACGACGAAGGCAAUCAUGCAAUUCACUUCGUGAGGAGUGUCGAUAUGUUUGAAUUUGUGCUAGAGAGACAUCCAUUGGGAAAAAAUCUUCUAAAAGUUACAAAUACCUUAGACGGUUACACAGUUUUACAUAAAAUAUGUAAAUUAUACAUGGAACGAAAAGCGCAUUGUGAAUUGCUUCAGAAAGUUAUUGAUUGUGGAGCGGAUGUAACUCAACUGACCAAUGACGGCGAAACGGUUGUAUUUUUGAUCGGUAAUUGUUCGCUCUUGGAUAUUGUUCUGGAGCAUGGAGUCAGUUUGGAUACAGUCAAUAAUAAGAAUCAAACAGCUCUGGAGCGACACCUAAAUAACGGAAACGAAUGUAUGGUUAAUAGUUUGUAUCAUCUUGUUCAUGAGACACCACUUUUCAAGGAGCAUGCGCAUAAGUUCCUGGCGCCAAUGAUCGAUAGGUCCCGUAAUCGGGACUUUUUCAGUUGCGACUAUCAAAGACUUUUAGAAAAGUACCCGAGCACUACGAAACUACUGUUCGACUCACUGUUCCAACACUCUCCGGAAGAAGCCAGUCGCGUCUUUUCCGUGGCCUGUGAUAAGGCGAUGAACUAUGUUGCGAGAAAAUUUUUGGAAUUCAAUUAUGAUUUGAACUACGAUUAUCUUUCUUCCUAUGAAUAUACACCGAUUCUUGGAUUGUUGAGUUAUAUGGAAGAGGAAAACUUUGAUAUUGUUAAAAACUUAGUUGAGAAAGGAGUCGAUUUACACGUCCGAAGUCAGUGGGGAAGAAACUCGUUGCUUUCAUUUGCGAGCAGGUUCAGAUCGGCAAAAUGGUAUGGACAUACCGUUGAAACUGCGCAGCUGUUGAUCGAUCAUGGAGCCCGGAUUAAUGAUUGCAAUAAUGAAGGAAACACUGCUUUGCAUGUGGCGGCAGCUGACGGCGAAUGGGAACUGGUUGAAGUUUUGCUGCGAAAUGGCGCCGAUGUUACUAGGAAAAAUCACGCAGGACUGACUCCUAUGGAAGGAGCGCGAAGAUUGGAUCGAGAACUGUUUUAUUUCAUUAAGUAAUUUUGGAACUAUGUGAUUUUUAUUUACUAGUUGAACUAAAAGUGUACAAUACACCUUGAAGUGCUUUAGUAUUAUAGAAGACUGUUUGACAGCUUUGUGCUGUGCAAAAAAUAUUUGAACCAAAUUAAAACUGCUGUGCAGUGAACCUGCAUUCAAAAAGUGAUACUUAGUUAGUAUACGAAGAAAUAUUGGUUUAUACAUGAAUCGAUUUUUAAAAAAGGCUUUCCCAAGUACAU
This is a messenger RNA of Uranotaenia lowii, 3004 nucleotides long. RefSeq lists its product as uncharacterized. Lineage: Eukaryota; Metazoa; Arthropoda; Insecta; Diptera; Culicidae. The record is from RefSeq and is a predicted model, not a curated record. Gene Ontology annotation, molecular function: protein binding. The coding region runs from base 48 to 2768 and encodes 906 amino acids. The transcript has 2 exons.